AUGGCUGAAAAAAGCACUUUCUUGAGGCAAAACGCUCUCAUUGCAAUUUUAGCUCAUAUGGAUUCAUUUGUGCCAGCAGAUAGUGCACAUAUUGGAGUGAAUGAUAAGAUAUUCAGCAGGGUUGGCGCAACGGAUAAUAUAACGGCUGGUUAUUCCACCUUCAUGGUGGAGAUGAUUGAAACAGCAACCAUAGUCAACCAAGCAACAGACCGUUCCUUGGUAAUACUUGAUGAAAUUGGUAGAGGAACAGGAGUGUAUAAUGGCUUAUCUAUUGCUCAGGCGGUAAUUGAACAUAUUCACAAUGUAAAUAAGUGCCGCGCUAUCUCUGCAACUCAUUAUACUAAAGUAAGCAAAUACUUGAAAAGUGUCAAGUGUUUCUGUGUGAGAAUAAAAGAAUGGAAAGAGGAGGUGAUCUUUCUACAUGAAGUAGUUGAGGGCGUUGCAGAUGAGUCAUAUGGAACACAUGUGGCAAAACUUGCUGCCAGUGCAGUAGCAGAGGUUGAACGAAUGUCUAUUUUGUUGAGCCAAGUAAAGCAUGAAACUCUACUAACAAUGCAAGUUCUAAACGAGCAUAAGCCCCAUUCUAAUGCACCUUUACACCACUCAUGGAUAAAACCUACAGAUACUUAUCGUAAAAUGCCAAGACAUCCUCAUCCUCAUAAACCUUCUUGCAACUCACCCCUUAAUAUUUGA
Messenger RNA from Brugia malayi, 693 nucleotides. RefSeq lists its product as uncharacterized. Gene Ontology annotation, cellular component: nucleus. Gene Ontology annotation, molecular function: mismatched DNA binding; ATP-dependent DNA damage sensor activity; ATP binding. The record is from RefSeq and is a predicted model, not a curated record. Lineage: Eukaryota; Metazoa; Nematoda; Chromadorea; Rhabditida; Onchocercidae. Bases 1 to 693 code for a protein of 230 amino acids. Gene Ontology annotation, biological process: mismatch repair. The transcript is spliced from 3 exons.